AAGGUUUGACCACGCAGUGGUGGUUUACAUUGGGAGGAAAAGGGAAGGCGAGCUUGAGACUCGUGAAGCUGUAAGGAAGCCUGGAGCUAGAGUGCAGGCACUGGGUAGACGGGUUUUGCCGGCGUAGGGGGCUGCCCCCUCGAGAGCGAGGUGCCCAAGGACCCCUGUUGAUAAACACGGUACGUUGCCGGGCCGCCCUAACUCCCGUAGGUCCAGGCUGUUGCUAACAUCAAGGAGCUGUUUAUGGAGCCACCUCCCCACGGACCAGCCUCCAGUGUCCCUAUCUACUCUCCCUACAACCAAAGCUCAUGAGGCCCUCCCUCCAGGGUUCUCAGCCUAGCUGGGCCUGGGAAGCUCGAGCUGGGGAAUGCUAACCAGCACGCAGCUCUCGCCGCUCCAGCCUUGAGGGGAAGUCAGUGAUGGAUAUAGCUGCUCUCUCCCACCUGGCAUCGAACCGGUUAACUAACCUCCAGCUCCACAGAGCAGCCUUCUGCAGGGGCCAACCCUACGCCUUUGCGGGAGGAGGAGCCGCUGCCGGUUCAGUGUUUUCAUUGGCUUCACCAUGGGCCGGACCGUGGUCGUGCUGGGCGGAGGGAUCAGCGGCUUGGCCGCUAGUUACCACCUGAGCCGGGCCCCUUGUCCCCCCAAGGUGGUCUUGGUGGAGGGCAGCGAGCGCCUGGGAGGCUGGAUCCGCUCGGUACGAGGCCCAGAUGGUGCUGUCUUUGAACUUGGACCUCGAGGAAUUCGGCCGGCGGGAGUCCUGGGAGCCCGGACCCUGCUCAUGCAGGUUUCCGAGCUUGGCUUGGACUCAGAAGUGUUGCCUGUCCGGGGAGACCAUGCAGCUGCCCAGAACAGGUUCCUGUAUGUAGGUGGCGCCCUGCACGCCCUGCCCUCUGGCAUCAGGGGGCUACUCCGCCCUUCACCUCCCUUCUCCAAACCUCUGUUUUGGGCUGGGCUGAAGGAGUUGACUACGCCCCGGGGCAAAGACCCUGAUGAGACUGUGCACAGUUUCGCCGAGCGCCGCCUUGGUCCUGAGGUGGCGUCUCUAGCCAUGGACAGUCUUUGCCGUGGAGUGUUUGCAGGCAACAGCCGUGAGCUCAGCAUGAGGUCCUGCUUUCCCAGUCUCUUCCAAGCUGAGCAAACCCAUCGUUCCAUAUUACUGGGGCUGCUGCUGGGGGCAGGGCAGGGCCCACAGCCAGACUCAGCACUUAUUCGCCAGGCUCGGGCUGAGCGCUGGAGCCAGUGGUCACUCCGUGGAGGGCUGGAGACAUUGCCUCAGGCCCUUAACACCCACCUGACUAGUAGGGGUGUCAGUGUUCUCAGAGGCCAGCCAGUCUGUGGGCUCAGCCUCCAAGCAGAAGGGUGCUGGAAGGUGUCUCUAGGGGACAGCAACCUGGAGGCUGACCACAUUAUUAGUGCCAUUCCAGCUUCAGCGCUCAGCAAGCUGCUCCCUGCUGAGGCUGCACCUCUGGCUCGUGCUCUGAGUACCAUCACUGCUGUGUCUGUGGCUGUGGUGAAUCUACAGUACCGAGGAGCUCGUCUGCCUGUCCAGGGAUUUGGACAUCUGGUGCCAUCCUCAGAAGACCCAGGCAUCCUGGGAAUCGUGUAUGACUCAGUUGCUUUCCCUGAGCAGGAUGGGAGCCCCCCUGGCCUCAGAGUGACUGUGAUGUUGGGAGGUUCCUGGUUACAGACAUUAGAAGCCAGGGGCAGUGUCUUAUCUCAGGAGCUGUUCCAAAAGGAGGCAGAGAAAGCAGCUGCCACUCAGUUAGGACUGAAGGAGCCACCAAGUCACUGCUUGGUCCAUCUACACAAGAACUGUAUCCCCCAGUAUACUUUAGGCCACUGGCAAAAAUUGGAGUCAGCUACCCAAUUCCUGGCUGCUCAGAAGCUGCCUUUGACUCUGGCCGGAGCCUCGUACGAGGGGGUUGCUGUCAAUGAUUGUAUAGAGAGUGGGCGCCAGGCAGCAGCCCGUGUCCUGGGCACAGAACCUAACAGUUGAUCCUCAAACCCCACUUCUUCCUGCCUCUGCUGACAGGGACUCUCUCACCCAUGAAAAUAAAAGUUGCUGGAGCUUG
This is a messenger RNA of Balaenoptera musculus (blue whale), 2075 nucleotides long. RefSeq names its product protoporphyrinogen oxidase (gene PPOX). NCBI's taxonomy places the organism in Eukaryota, Metazoa, Chordata, Mammalia, Artiodactyla, Balaenopteridae. The coding region runs from base 563 to 1999 and encodes 478 amino acids. Gene Ontology annotation, biological process: heme biosynthetic process. The transcript is spliced from 13 exons. Gene Ontology annotation, molecular function: protoporphyrinogen oxidase activity, oxygen as acceptor. The record is from RefSeq and is a predicted model, not a curated record. Gene Ontology annotation, cellular component: mitochondrial inner membrane.